This is a messenger RNA of Culex pipiens pallens (northern house mosquito), 3386 nucleotides long. RefSeq lists its product as uncharacterized. The record is from RefSeq and is a predicted model, not a curated record. Gene Ontology annotation, molecular function: group II metabotropic glutamate receptor activity. Gene Ontology annotation, cellular component: membrane. The transcript has 4 exons. NCBI's taxonomy places the organism in Eukaryota, Metazoa, Arthropoda, Insecta, Diptera, Culicidae. The coding region runs from base 24 to 2309 and encodes 761 amino acids. Gene Ontology annotation, biological process: regulation of synaptic transmission, glutamatergic; G protein-coupled glutamate receptor signaling pathway.
CUGGACCGCCUGUCAGUCAGGAAAUGGCUCGUCGACCGAAAGGGUGGUCGGCGCUGAUGCUGGCGGUAACGAUUGUUACGCUCAGCCUGGUGAGCUUAGUGAAUCGGUGUUCUGGAGCAACAGCGGCCGCAGCGGUACCAAGUAACGGCGGCGGUAACUCGGGCGAACUCGACGAUGAUCUGAGCGCGGCGGAAAGCAGAAAUUAUCGCGGCGAUGCGUUGAAUAUCCCAAAGUUUGGGGAUCGGUUGGCGCCCCGGAAUCGGCCUCACGUGGAAGAUGCGAUCGCGGGUGGCGGUGGUGGUUCUCCCGUGGGAGGACCGGCUGCUGCUGCCGGUAGUAGUGGCAAUAGUGCGAGUGGUUCUAGUGGUUCCAACAAGUUCCGGCGACAACCGGCCGGGCUGACAUAUCGAAACGCGGGAAGAUUCGGUGUCGCAAGUGCCAACAGUGGUGGUGGUGUUGCAAGUGGCAGCAAUCACGAAGAGUUGCAUACGCUGGUCAACCAUGACCAUGAUAUCAAGCGAAGUGAUGUGCUAGUGGCUAGUGUAACGCAGAAUCUGGAGGAUCCGAACGCGGCUGUGGGCAGUGACUACUACACGGGUCCUGACGAAGAAGAAGAUGAGCUAGAAGAAGAACACGACCAUCCGGUGGCCGAUGAUGAUGGUGAAGAGUUUGAAGAUGACGAAGAAACGGCUGACGGGGAAGAAGAGGAAGUUGAAGAAGAACAGCAACACUUUGAAGAUGUGCAAGCGCGUAACGCCGUGAAGAGUGACGAACCGCAGCACGUGCUGCUGGAUAACAACAGUUUGGCUGCGCUGCUGAAUGUCAGCAGUAACGCGUCGUCGGCACAAGCGCAUCGGCUGGAAAUGUCCACCGAGUUUUUCGUAGUGCCAUCGACGACAUCGCCGGCAUCUCGCGGGGGCUCGACGACACUGCGUUCCGGUGGUGUGAUCUUUGCGGCACGUAAUCCGACGAGUCAGCACAACAGUAAUAGUAACAGUAACCACAAGCUGAACGUGACUCCGCCGACGAUCGUCGCGACUAGCUACCCUAGUGGCCUGCGGAAGGAACCCUGGGUGGUGCCGGUUUUGGUGCUAGCAUCGCUGUCGAUGAUCAUGAUGGCUGCGUUCGAGAUCUUCGUCCUGUGCAAAGCCUGGCGAACUUCCCCAAGCCGGCGUCAUCUCUUCCUAGGUCAAAUGCUCCUUCUCGGGCUGUUUGCCUGUUCCGGACUGGCGGCGGUCCUUACCAUCAACCCUACAAUCCUAUCCUGCGCCACGAUGCGCUUUGGCGCUGGCGUUGCCUUUGCCCUCGUGUUUGCCUCCCUCCUGGUCAAAUGCGUCUUCCUCAUAAGCCUCAACGGUGGAGUCUACCUCCCCGCCCCCUAUCAAGGACUCCUCCUACUCUUCGCCGUCCUCAUCCAGGUCGCCGUAGGCGCUCAAUGGCUCCUAACCUCCCCACCAAGCGUUGACCAGGUUCCGAUCUCCCCCGGAACCGCAAUCUCCAGCCGCUAUCACCUUCUCCUCACCGCCAACGACCUCAACCCUCCGAACCCAACCAUCCCCCUCUGUCACACGACCUUCUCCGAGCUCCUCCUGUCGCUCAUCUACGUGGUCUUCCUGAUCAUCUUCGUCGCGAUCCUAGCCAUCAAAUCGCGCGGCAUCCGGGACAACUACCGGGAGGCCACCUACAUCGGCCUUGCCGUGGGCGGCAUCAUCCCCAUCUGGCUGGGCUGGACCCUGUGCGGACUGGCCGUGGCCGACCGCCACCGGGACGCCUGCCUAGCGUUUGGCCUGGUGGCAACCGCCUCCACCGUGUUCCUGGUGAUGUUUAUGCCCAAAGGUCGCCAGCUGGCCGCCAUGGGCAAGGAGGGCCUGUACGUGGAAGAUCGCGAAGAGCGCUUCAGCUCGCUGAGUCGGGCCGGAUCCGGAUAUUCGCCGUCCUUCUUUCACUUCAAGCCGAUCAAGUACGGCGUGAUGGGCGCCUCGCCGACGCUGCAGACCACGAACGGGACCGUCGUGGGGACGACGACGACCUCCAAGCACCAGGCGGUGGCGACGCUGGGGGGAGAUCGUGUUGCACUGGUUACGGCACCCCCGAGCUACACACCACGCAUGUAUCAUUACUUUCCAGCACACAUGACACAUCCCUUCUGUUACUAUCCCUCACUGGCACCGCAACAGUCACGGUAUCCAGGCCUCUUCAUGCGUCCGGACGAGGCGAACCUGUACACUACGCUGGAGCAGACGAUGAGCAGCAAUCCGAACGUGUACUUCCAGCGGGGUGGCGGGGUCCAUCCGGGAAUGAUGUACUAAGAGCACACAGACUUAACUAUAGAGCGCACGUCAAGCAGAAGGAGGGGGUCAAUUCCUACUACAAGCAAUACUUACGUUGAUUUCGAGAAGCUGAGGACCCCCCCUUCUCGAGAAAUGUGUUGGCCGGAGUUUCUUGAAAACAACAAAAAAAAAUCGAAGAUAUCGAAAAGUUCGCAGACUUAGUAGAUACCGGAAAGAGAGAGAGACCCGGCGACAAAGUAAAAGUAUUUUUCAUCAACCGCAGCCGGAUUUAGUGAAUAUUACCAACUGCAAAAAAAGAAACUAACACGUAAAGCAAAAUAAAGAGAAAAAAGUAAAACAUGAAAGUGAUUUUAGGCGGUAAGACAAAAAAAGCAGAAGAUUGCGCUACGUACUAAUUAGAGAAUAGUUUGAAGAAAAAUCUUCAUCGAAGCGACCAUCGCGAUCCGGAACCCGGACCCCGGAACCCCGACAUGGAAGAUCGAGACAGAGUACACACACCCACAUACACUUUCCCAGUACAUGAUAGUUUAACGACGCCAGAAAGUAGACCACCCAGCAGCUUUCAGGACUACUAUUUUCACUUCAUUAGAGUUUAAGUUUUCGAGAAAAUGUGAUCUCUCUACCACGUAACGGACAGGCGAGACCUACCACGAGGCAAUUUUUGACACGUGUCUUAAGGCAGCAGCAGCAGCAUCAUUAUCAUCCACCCAGAUUUAAGGGCCACCCGAAAAAUCAGCAUGUAAUUUCCCUUCCGUGAAAGCUAAAAAACACACACAUUCAUCGAGGCAAACAAAAAAUUACAUCACUUUUAAUCGGAGCCAACGCAUUCACGGAGAGACCUCGGCGUUCGAAAAAUUUUCGCACCUCAACCCAUCAAUCCGAGUAAUCAACAGUGAAGAAAAAAUAGACUAAGCUUAAAGUCUGUGUAAAACAACGAUUUAUUAGGAAAAUUUCCCCCCAUUUUCACUCCACACUCCACAAUAAGUAAGCAAAAUCGCAUCAUAAAAGUAGUGUUCAUUUUCAUCGCGUGCGGGCAAUCCCGCGAAACGACUAACUUAUAGACUAAAUCCGUUUAAAGUAAAGAAGAAGACGAAG